Molecule: messenger RNA, 981 nt
Organism: Theileria orientalis strain Shintoku
Lineage: Eukaryota; Apicomplexa; Aconoidasida; Piroplasmida; Theileriidae
Exons: 5
Coding region: 1-981 (326 amino acids)
Source: RefSeq, a predicted model, not a curated record
AUGAAGUAUAUGUUCGACACUCUAAAAUUAAACGGACGCAAACUCGCCAGUUACUCCAAUAUUUGUUCUCCGUUUGCUGUAAAAUAUUAUAAUCUAAAUUAUCGCAGAUUAUACUCUGGCACUAACGACGUUUCUUCCAUGCUUGAGAGGAAGAAUCUCUAUUGGUGGCAGUUUAAACUGUUCUCACUUGUUCUGGCUGGCAUCAGUUCAUCGUACUUGGGAUAUGUUUUCGUCAAAAGUGACUAUGAUUUUGAGCGCUUCAAGGCCAAGUUGGUUUUAAAUUGGAAUUCCUUGAUUUACGACAACACAUUGUCUGUUAAAUACAAAGCUCUGCUUAAUUCACGCUUCGGAACUUGUCUUUCAAAAGAAUUGAACGACGAGUUGUGCAAAUACUUCUUAAAUAUUGACCUCAAGAAAGAGAAUGGGUUUAGGCGCUCAGAUGCCAUAUGCUUCCUCUCGGAGGUGAACAUAGACGAAAAGAACAAAGUAGUCGAAGCGUUUGUUUCAAAGGGCCAGGGGGAGUCCCGGGACCACAAGCUUCUUUCCGGAUGCACGCUGAACGAAUUCGCUCAACUUGUCGAGGCUCUGGUUCUUGAGGAGAGGCUGAAGUCCAACAAUGAAUUUGACAAUCAGCUGCUGGCGAAGUUGGUGGAUAUGAACAUCAAAAAUGAGGUUAAAUUGGACUGCCCCGCCUCGAAUUACAGGAUGAGCAAUCCUCUGAUAAGUGGAGUUGCCAGGAAGAUGUCCGACGAGGUCGCCAAGUACAUCAAGGACCACGAGCACGAGCAGCUGUACGUCGAGCUCAAGGCCGACCUUGAGCGGAACGUUCAGCUGAAGAAGAAGCUCGAGUCUCUUUCCAGGAGCAGGAGGCUCACUGCGGCUGAACACAAGAGGCUGAACUCCAUAAACGAGGAAAUCGCAGCCAUCAACCGGGAGAUGGCCAGACUCAGACACCAGCACAGGAAGCUGUUUUUUAUGUAA